AUGUCGUUAUCAAAGUACCACAUUGUUAUUUAUCACGCGGCAAUAUCUCACCAAAAUCCGUACUUCAUCUAUCGCAAGCACUUGGGCGAUGAGCUGGCGUCUUUAGGCCAACAUGUGGGUUUCGGUGAGCUCUCCAAGAUGGCAGCCACCAGGUGGCACGCCUCUCAAGAACUGAGAAACGACUAUAUAUUCAAAGCAGAAACAAGAAGGUGUGAAAAAAGGAGAGGCAAAGUUAGACGGCAAAGAAACGGUCUUAAAUGGUAUGUUUCUACACCAAAGCAACCUCGAGUUUUUAGAAGAUAUGAAGGCGGAAAUUUUGAUAAUGAAAUGAUUAAUAACGAAAGCAAUACAUGUGAAAUUGAAAAAAACGAUACUAUUCUAUUUGUCAACUACUUCAAAACGGCCAUGGCCAAAAAACAUAACAAAAAAAAAGAUGUAACCACUGCAAACAGAAAUAUUUUUAAUGAUACAACUCCAAUGUUUUAUGAAAAUACCCCAAUGUUUUAUGAAAAUGAUGAUUAUGGAAUUCCGUUCUGGUUUUCACCACAACUUUUAGAACCAAGUAGACUUGAAAAUGAGUAA
This is a messenger RNA of Paraglomus occultum, 582 nucleotides long. Lineage: Eukaryota; Fungi; Glomeromycota; Glomeromycetes; Paraglomerales; Paraglomeraceae. The record is from the annotation of a GenBank genome assembly.